Molecule: messenger RNA, 4569 nt
Organism: Plasmodium relictum
Lineage: Eukaryota; Apicomplexa; Aconoidasida; Haemosporida; Plasmodiidae
Product: zinc finger protein, putative
Exons: 2
Coding region: 1-4569 (1522 amino acids)
Biological process (GO): rescue of stalled cytosolic ribosome; protein ubiquitination
Molecular function (GO): ribosome binding; ubiquitin protein ligase activity
Source: RefSeq, a predicted model, not a curated record
AUGUAUAGAAGUAGAGAUAAUAUUGUUCGAAUUAAUAAUAAAUAUGAAAUACUAAAUUCUCAUGAUGAUAAAAAUUUACAAAUAGAAAAAAUAAAGUAUAUUAAUAUUUCUUAUCAUAUAAGAAAAUUAUUCAGCUAUUGUGAUGCUGACAUAUUUAGAAUAGAAAAUAAUUUAAUUAUUUAUAAUAGUUUAAUUGAUAAUAUAAAAAAAAAUGGAAAUAAAAUAGUAAAAAAAGAAGUAGAGAAAAUAAUAAGAGAAAAAGAAGGAAAUGAAAAUUACUGUUUGAAAGAAAUGAAUGACGAAGAAUAUAAAAUUAGUAAUUUUGAAUUAAAAAAAGUAGAACUUGAUUUUAAAUUCAUUGAAUGUAGUUUAUGUUUUGAAUUAAUUAAAUUUGUAUGUAUUCAAGAUUGUAAUCAUACUUUUUGUUUUCUUUGUUUUUAUCGAUUGUUAAAUAUGGAGAAAAAAGAAAAAGAUAAUGAAAAUAAUAAUAUAAAUAAUAAUAUAAGAAAUAAUAAUUCUGUAAUAAAUAAUAGCAUAAAUAGGAAUAAUAUAACAUAUAUAGAAAAUAAUGAAUAUUAUAAUGAAAGUAUUAAAUCACAGCAUAGAGGAAAAGAUAUAAAAGAUGAAAAAUAUAAAUGUGGUAUUGAUAAAGUGAAAAUGAAAUGCCCUUUUUGUAAAGAACAGAAUGAAUAUAUAUUCAUAUGUUUAAAUAACUUUUAUACAUAUUUUACCUACGAUAAUUUAUUACAUACAUUGUUAGAAAAGGAAAAGGAACAAUGCUUAGUAAAUAAAUCAUGUGAAUAUAACGAAAUAAACAAAAGUUUUUUUAAAGAAAAACAUAAUAGCAAAGAAGAUGAAAUAAACAAAAAUAUUCACAGUAAAAAAUAUUCUUCAUGUGAAGUAAAAGAAAAAGAUAAAAAAAAAAAUUUAGAUUGUGAUGAAAAUGAAAUUGUAGCAGAAGAGGAAACAACAACAAUAAAAACUGAAUUAAAAAAAGUCUUUUCAUCAUAUUACGAUGAUAUUAUUAUUUUACAAAAAAUUUUAAAAAAAAAUGAGGAAAAUAAAUUAAAAAUAAGUACAGAGAAAAAAAGUGAAAAUAUGUAUUUAUUUUUUUAUUAUGAAAAGUACAUAAAGUGGAAAAAAAAAAGAAUAAAAUAUUUAUUAAAUUGUAUUAAUUCUGAUAAAAGAUAUGCAUUUUUUUCUAAAAUAUUUCUAGACACACAAAAAAAUAUUUUCUUUGAAUAUUUUUAUAUAUUUAGCUUAUCAACACUUCUAACAAAUUAUGUUUGUUUAUUGUCCCCAUGCAUUGAUUAUUGGACGAAAAUUCAAAACAAAAAGAUAGAAAAAUAUAAAUUGAAUAACAAAAUAGAUAAAUAUUUUGAGAAAAUUUACAUAAAUAAUGAUAAAGAAAUAUUAAGAAAAAAAAAUGAUUCUAUAUAUGAUAGAUAUCAGCAACAUACAAAAAGCUUAUUUUAUAUUAGAGAAGAAGAAUCGGAAUUAUCAGAUGAUUAUUUUAAAGUUAUAGAUAUAUUUUGUAAAGCAUGUUUUACUAAUUUAGAUAAUAUAAAUAUUCUAAACCACUUAAAAUAUGAUUGCUAUACUAGAUUAAGUGAUUUAUGUAGACAUAUAAGUGAGCAUAAUAGAAUAUAUUGUGAUAUUUGUGUUGGAAAUAGUGAUAAUAUAUUUUUAUUUGAGUAUAAUUUGUUCUAUAAAAGAUUUUUAAAAAAUCAUAUAGAAUGUGGUGAAAAAAUAUCUGAAAAUAAAUAUAAAAUAAGACAUAUAUAUUGCCAUUUAUGUGGAUUUUAUUUAUAUGAUUAUGAUUCCUACAUGAAUCAUAUAAAUAAGUAUCAUUUUUUUUGUAAAUUUUGCUUUAACAAAAAACCUAAUGAAAAUAGUGAUAUUGUAAAAAAUGAAAUGGAAGAAAUUAUUUAUUAUGACGAGUUACAUCUUCACGUAUACAGAGAUUAUAUAAAUUUGUUCGAACAUUAUAAAAAAAGGCAUUACCCAUGUUUAUAUGAACAAUGCAUCUUUGUUGUUUUUGACAAUAAAAUCGAUUUAUGUUUUCAUUUAGCAGAAAAACAUGAAGAAAAAGGUCAUAAUAAAAAAAAUAAGAUAACACUUUCCAUAGCAGGGGCUUCUUAUAGUGAAUUAAGAAAUAAUGCUAAUAAUAACAUUAGAGAAAAAGAAAAUAAGAAUAUAUCUGAUUACGUAAAAGAAAAUGAUUCUACAACAGAUAAUAAAGAGUCAUUUCAUAUUAAAAAUCACAAAUGCAUAUAUAAUUUUAAAAGGUUUUACGAUUCAUGGUAUUUUGAUUUUUAUAUUGAAUGCAAAGUUGUAAAUUUCAUAAAUUAUUUUAGCAUUAAGAAGCAUUUUUUUCUGUAUCUUAUAAAAACAGAUGUAGAAGUUAUCUUAAAUGUUUUUCAAAAUUUAUCUAAAAAUAAUUCCAAUUUAUAUUUUUCUCAAGAAGAAAUAAUUGAACUAAAUAAAAAUAUUAUAAAUGAGGACUUUCCCAUAAAUAAGAAUAAUUUUUUUGUAUUCAAAUUAUUCUUUGAUUACAUAAUAGAAAAAAUAGAAUACCUGUUAUAUAAUAAAGAAGACUUAGAAAAAAAUUAUUUAUAUUUAUUUUUUAAUAUAAUUAUUAAUAGAUCCUUUAUUCUAUAUUAUUCUUUUUUCUUCCUUUAUUUAAAUGAAAGAUACGUAAAUUUAGAAAAGAUAAUAAAUAUAGAUAACAUAAAAAACAAUUACAAUUCACAAAAAACUCAACACAUAUAUAAAUAUGAAAAGGAAAUGGUAAAGUUAAAAAAAAUAAUAGAAUCAAACACAAAUGUAAACUUAACUCACUUAAGUAAAUAUGGAUUUCUAUAUUUAAUUUUUUUAUUUUUUAAAGUAGAUAAAUAUAGUUUUGAAAAGAUUUGUACCUUUUUAAAAAGCAUUUCUUUAUUAUGUAAUGAUACAUACAAUAAUAUAAAUAAAAUAGAAAAAAAAGAAGAUUCAUGUAACAUUUUAAUACCUAUAGUUUAUAAAAAAAACGAAAAUAAAAUUAAUGAAAAAGAAAAAAGCUCAAAUUGUUUGCUGAAUGCUAUAAAGGCACAAAAUGAUUUUACAGAAUUAGAAGAUAUCGAUCAGUUAAUUAAAAAAUGUUUAAAAAAAAAAAAAUAUAAUGCUAACAUAAUUAAUAAUAUAUAUGAUAAAAAAUGGGAUAUAACAAGAAAAGUAGUGUUAGAUUUACUAUACUAUGUUCAACCAAAUUUAAAUUUAGUAUCUUUUUUUUAUUUAUUUUUAAGUAAUUAUUUUGCAGCAUAUAUGAGAGAACAAAGCAUAAAUAAAAUGAUUAAUAUAUCUAAUGAAAACAAAAAAAAAAUACUAAAUAGAAUAUCAUACGACGUAGAUUUAGUAUCAUUAACUAGUAUAUCAAAAGAUUUAAGUAGUUUUGUUAAUGCAAAAGCAUUGGAAGAAUGUUUGUCUACUGGACCUGAAUAUUAUAGAAUUAGAAAAGAUAUUGAAAUAAUUUUAAAAAGAAAUAAUAAUAAAAGUUAUAAAGAUUCGGAAAAAUUAAAUAUAAAUGAUGUUAAAAUAAAUGUUAAUUUAUAUGAUAUAUCUUUGUCACUAAGGAACAGAUUUUUAAAUAUAAUAAAAAGUACGAAAUUAAAUGAGUUAUACUUUAUUUAUUUCUAUGUAAAUACUAUAAUGACUUCAAGUUGUAAUACCUAUUCUAAAAAUAAAGAAUUCCCAUCCCUUAUUGAUAACUUUAAUAAUUCUAGCACAUUAAGUAACACAAAAAUUAAUAAUUCAUAUAAAAACAAAGUAGAAAUGAAUAAAGAACAAAUAUUUAAUUCAAAAAAUGUAAAUAUUGAUAUAGAUUAUCCACCUUUAAUAGAAUCUAAAAAAGAAGAUAUAAAAAAUAUAUCUAUAUCACCAAAAAAUAAUAAGAAAGGAAAUAAAGACAACUCAGGAAAUUCGAAUCAUGUACUAAGUAAAAAUACUAAAAAUAUUUCUCAUAAUAAAAAAAUAUUAACUAAUAAUGAAAAAAAAAAAGAAAAUGAAUGCAAUGUAAAAAAAUCGAGUAGCAAACAAAAAGAUUUUAGUUAUAAUAAUUAUCCUUUAUUAAGUGGUAAUAAUGACGAAGAUAAAACAAAAAAAAAUAUAAAUAAAAAUGACCAAACCUUUUCCAAAUCAUAUAAUCCAGAUGAAUUUCCUUUAUUACCUUCGAUAAAGGAAAAUAAAAAUAAAAAAAAAAAUAAAAGUAAAAAUAAAAAUAAUCAAAAUAUUUUUAAAACAUAUAGUUCAGAUGAAUUUCCUUUACUUCCUUCAACAGAAGAAAAUAAAAAAAAAACUAAUAACAAUAAUUAUAAUAUUAAAAAUGUUAACAAUAAAAAAGAUAAACAAAAUAAAUUAAACAGAAAAAAUGAUUCUUCCUUAGAUACAAAUAGCAAAUCUUAUUUAAAUGCAUCUGAACUUAAUGUUACUUACACUAUUAAAAAAAAAAAUAAAUUAAAAAAAUGUACUAUGUGUACAUAUGAAAAUCCUUAUGAAAGAAAAAUAUGUGAACUAUGUGAAAGUGUUUUAUGA